Molecule: messenger RNA, 1509 nt
Organism: Brienomyrus brachyistius
Lineage: Eukaryota; Metazoa; Chordata; Actinopteri; Osteoglossiformes; Mormyridae
Product: transmembrane and death domain protein 1-like
Exons: 5
Coding region: 213-923 (236 amino acids)
Biological process (GO): signal transduction
Molecular function (GO): protein binding
Source: RefSeq, a predicted model, not a curated record
AUGUGAAUGUGCAGCGCGUUUGUAAAAUGCGGUUCGCAUGUGUUGUCAUUUUUAUGAAAUUUCAUUGAGCUUUCUCGUUUUUAUUUUGAACUGCAUAUGGGCGUUUUCGGCCACCGUAAUUGGACAACCGUUCAGAGUUCUAAAAUCGAAAAAGAGGAUUAUCGUUUAAAUCGUGCGCGGACGCUGGAAACAUCGUGAUUACCGUGUGAAUUAUGGAAACCAUCCUGCUAUUCUUUCUCAUGAUCAACCAUAGUCUUGGGGGAGAUACCGUGGCCACGGACCUAGACAAGCAUCAGCUGUGGCGUUUGGCAAACAUUCUCACCAUCAGAGAAUGCAAGGACCUUCUCUCUGUGCUCUCCCGUCCAGAGCCCGACAUCUUCCUACAGAUUAAUCACCUCCCCCUCCAGGACCUCACCCUGCAGCAGGUCAAUCAAGAGCCCCCCAAUCCCUGGGAAGCAGAUUACAAAACGCCAUGCAAUGUAGUCCUGAUGAGGUGGCUGGUGAAAAAUGGGAAGCAGAUAUAUUUUGAUCGGUUGUACCGAGCUCUACAGCAGAUUGGCCGGACUGACAUCGCCAAAGAGAUGGGGAAGAACAUCAAUCAAGACAAGAUAUUAAAUCUUCAGCGGUAUGUGGAUGGAUACCAUGAAUAUGUGAAAGGUAUAAAGUCCACACUUCUGGAAAUGGAUCAGCGCCCACAGGCAGAGCAUGAGGCGAUCAGAGAAGGGAGGGACCUGACCCAGAAUAUCCUGAGGCCUGCAGUUGAGCGCAAGCAGCCCCCACCCUAUGACCGACACCCCCUGGACGGCGUCCUGCCCCUGCUAAAUGGCUUCCUGAUAAGUGUUGCCGGUUCUGUCCUAGUAGGACUGGCUAUCCUACUCUUAAAGCUGCGCGACUCCAGGAACGACCUGCAGAAGUUGCAGUAGCAUUCCUGCAGGGGCCCUGGAUGGGAUCUGAGGAACACUGCCAACAGCAGUGGACCCAACAGUGCACUGGAGAUUGAAAAAAUCAGUUUAAAAAAGUUUGUGUUUUUAACUCUCUUGUUAAGGAAGAAUGAAAUAAAGAAAUAAAAUACAGGGAUUAAAGCUCUCUGUGUUGGAUUUCCAUCAGUUGGAUUACAGAAAGGCCAAAUAUGAGAUCAGUAUAGAUCCAAAGAGGAAAAUACAUGGUUCUGGUCUUUGGGUUACGGACUUGCGGUACCAGGUGAUAGGUAGCUGAUUUGUAGGCAUAGAAUCUACUUUGAUGUCGGUAUUUAUAUACAGUUAAUAGUGUGGGGGCAAUGUACUGUACCUACCUAAUUCACAGGAACUGACUCAGUCAUGCCGUUGACAGUGAUAUCGUGUAGCGUCCUAUGAAAUCUGUUACAUUUUUUUCCAAAUUCAUUUUUUUCUGAUUUAUUUUGAUGUUUCAGAUUCAGGUUUUCAUUAAUUAGCGAAUUGAAAGAAAUCAGCCUUUAAGGAGACAAAAAUCUCCUAGUUUUCAGAGUACAGCUUUGAUGCUUUGAAAUAUGUC